AGAAGAUCCCAUGAUUUUGGGAGAAAAGGGGAAGAUGACACAUUCAUCGCUGCUCCUACUGUUUUUCGUGGCCGCCGUGGCCGCAUCCAGCUUCGACGACUCCAACCCCAUCCGGCUGGUAUCCGACGAGCUCCACGGAAUCGAGUCACAGGUCCGGCACGUGAUCGGCGAGAGCGCCCAUGCAGUGUCGUUCGCCCGCUUCGCCCGGCGCUUCGGGAAGAGCUACCGGACGACGGAGGAGAUGAAGCGAAGGUUCCAGAUCUUCUCUGAUAAUCUGAAACUCAUCAGAUCCACCAACAGGAAGCGACUUUCGUACACUCUCGGUGUUAAUCACUUUGCUGAUUGGAGUUGGGGGGAGUUCAAAACACAGAGACUUGGCGCUGCUCAAAAUUGCUCUGCCACCCUCAAAGGCAGCCACAAGAUCACCCAAGCUCCUCUUCCUGAAUCAAAAGACUGGAGAGAAGAAGGUAUAGUCAGUCCAGUAAAAAAUCAAGGCCAGUGCGGAUCUUGCUGGACAUUCAGCACAACUGGAGCAUUGGAGGCUGCCUAUGCGCAAGUAUAUGGAAAGAAUAUCUCUCUUUCUGAGCAGCAGCUGGUGGAUUGUGCUGGUAAUUUCAACAACUUUGGCUGCAAUGGUGGGUUACCGUCCCAAGCCUUUGAGUAUAUUAAAUACAACGGUGGCCUUGAGACUGAGGAGGCAUACCCCUAUACUGCUAAAGAUGGUGUUUGCAAAUUUACAGCUGCAAAUGUUGCCGUUCAGGUCACUGAGUCUUUCAACAUCACCCUGGGUGCUGAGGAUGAAUUGAAACACGCAGUUGCUUUUGUUCGGCCAGUUAGUGUGGCAUUUGAGGUGGUUGACAGCUUCCAAUUGUACGCGGGAGGAGUUUACACCAGUAAAACUUGUGGCAGCAAGCCAAUGGAUGUGAAUCAUGCUGUUCUUGCCAUUGGGUAUGGAGUUGAAGGUGGUGUCCCGUAUUGGCUCAUAAAAAAUUCGUGGGGAGAAGAAUGGGGUGACAAAGGCUACUUCAAGAUGGAAAUGGGCAAGAAUAUGUGUGGUGUUGCAACUUGUGCGUCGUAUCCUUGUGUGGCAUAAUUUGUAUGCGGAUACAUGUGGUGGCUGUUAGGCAGCGCUUGUGAUUUCUGCCACCUACUUCAAAGGUGAAAUGCAUAGGCACUAGUUUAUGUUGAUUUGUAAAAUAACUUUGUAGUUGGAACUUGGUUCGUCGUUUCUUAUUGAUGUUGUAAACCACAUUAUAAAAAAUUAAAAGCAGUAGUGUCUGGGAGUAGAAGAUUACUU
Arachis duranensis is the source of this 1297-nucleotide messenger RNA. RefSeq names its product pro-cathepsin H. The transcript is spliced from 7 exons. Lineage: Eukaryota; Viridiplantae; Streptophyta; Magnoliopsida; Fabales; Fabaceae. Bases 11 to 1093 code for a protein of 360 amino acids. Gene Ontology annotation, molecular function: cysteine-type endopeptidase activity. Gene Ontology annotation, biological process: immune response. The record is from RefSeq and is a predicted model, not a curated record. Gene Ontology annotation, cellular component: lysosome.